Molecule: messenger RNA, 243 nt
Organism: Rodentolepis nana
Lineage: Eukaryota; Metazoa; Platyhelminthes; Cestoda; Cyclophyllidea; Hymenolepididae
Source: the annotation of a GenBank genome assembly
AUGUUCCCCGUUGUACAACUUAUUAAUUUGUGUUACCUUUCCCAGUUGGAUGUUGAGUCAUGCAAUCUGCAAUGUAGGAAGUUGUCCUACGAUUGUUCAGCUUUGAUAGACACCGUUAUCUGCAUGUGUGGUGAUAUUCCAACGGAUAUGGUAGGAAACUCAUACACUUGUCCCAUAUCCCCGAUUGAAAUUCGGUGUAGACCUGGAAAGGGAGUCACUGCUGAGAUUGACGUAAGUCAUUGA